Messenger RNA from Cyclocybe aegerita, 6954 nucleotides. The record is from the annotation of a GenBank genome assembly. Lineage: Eukaryota; Fungi; Basidiomycota; Agaricomycetes; Agaricales; Hemipholiotaceae.
AUGAUAUCCAGACUCCAUGCUCCUGCUGCACCAUACCUAUGCAUCUUCAUUGUUGUUCAAUGGCCUUGCAUUAGCAAGACUUUCGGCACUACAACAUCUAUGGAGUCUCCGAAAUCCUCUUCUCCAGUCGUCGGCUCAUUAAGCGGCCAAUCCUCCAGGUCCAGGAGCAGCACCAAGUUGGCCGACGAUGUCACGAGCCUCACCUCCUUCAACCCCUUCUCUGAGGAGGAUGAACACGAUCAGUCAUCCUAUACCUUCGUUACAUUUUUCUCGCGUGUGAAGAAUUCACUUUCUGUCCCUCUAUCAUCUGCAGUCUCUGGCGCAACGUCCAGCUCAGCAACUGCCAACCACACGAUCCCAACCACGACCAUAUCUGAGGCUCGACGUCCAUCAUACACCACUACCCAAACUGGCACAUCCAGCUUCUCUUCUCGGACCAACAAUUCAGAUAGACCGAACCCCCUCAUCGCUGCACCAGCCACUGCGGCCCCACCAUUGGUUUCGCUAACACCCGCGAGAUCAGAGCUGCCGACAUAUGCGGUCGAAUAUGAUCGCUCUUCUUCCCAAAGACCGCCAUUCUCUCCCUCAUUGGAUACGGGUAACAACGUGCAGUUUGGAACCUCAAUUCCCGGCUUCCCCAUCCAAGAUGACGCGCGAAGCGUCAAGACCACAGCGAGCGUUCAUCGGUCAGGUUCAGUCUAUAAAGUGAUGCGGCGUCUGAGGGGAGAAGGGUUGUCUCGAGAUUACUGGAUGGACGACGAGAAUUGCAAGGAGUGUUACGAUUGCAAGAGCGUGUUCACGACAUGGCGCAGAAAACACCAUUGUCGUAUCUGUGGUCAGAUCUUCUGUUCGCGCUGUGCAUCUAACAUUAUCAAGGGGGCGAGAUUCGGAGCUGAGGGGAUGGUCCGCGUCUGCAAUCUGUGUCUAGAGAAACUCGCCGAAGUCGAGGAAGAUGACGACGACGAUCGACGUUCUAUCAUAUCAUCUGCCACAACGUUUCCUGCUCAUCAGCUUGGCCUGGACAAUCGCCACCCGCAGUCCCCUUUUGCUGCCUCUCAACUCUUCGGACGCACAGACGAACCUUUCAAUUUAUUUUCGAUCGCGGAAACACAAAGAAAGCCAAUCUACGAUUCAGAUGGGAGCUUUUCUCGCCCAGAGACACCCCACUUGCGAGAAGGAGAAGAUGGUGUAUGGGAGACCGUCAGGGAUAAUCCAGCGCCGUUUCGACGGGCGCUGUCGGACGAGGAGAAAGACUCGGGCAAUUCGCCCAACUCAUUUCAAGGAGAUGGUUCUCCGAAAGUCCCUGACACAAAGAGCAAGCUCGAUGUACUGGCUACCAAACCUAUCACUAUUGACACAGCGACCAGUUCAAUACAAUUUCCCGUAGGAUCUCCGGAUGGUCUUGGAACACCCCGUAGCCUAACGAAAUCAAGAGUCUCUAGCAAUGUCUAUGGGGGAGAUUUCGAAGUUGCCACCCCUUUCAUCAGAAGCAGGGUCCAGAGUAGGUUGGAUCCCGCCACCUUCGAAACCGAACCUGGCUGGCGUACAAGGCGUGAAAGUACAGCUUAUGCUCAGGAGCUCAAUCUUGCGUCCAUGCUACAUCUGAAGAUCAUGUUGCGACAAAUGCUUACUCUAGAAGGAAUUCCUAAUAUCAAAGAAUGGGAAGAGAUUCUCCUUCGACUGGCGCUUCGCAUCGCAAGAGAAAUGACAUUUACUGCCCUGCCGCAUCGGCAAGGCCAGGAUAUGGACGUCCGUCGAUAUGUCAAGAUCAAGAAGAUACCCGGUGGAAUGCCCAAAGACUCGGAAUACGUUCCCGGCGCCGUCAUCACAAAAAAUGUAGCCCACAAACAGAUGUCGAGACUCCAGCUAAACCCACGCGUGAUGCUUGUGACAUUUCCUUUGGAGUUUUCGCGUGUGGAAGGGCAGUAUAUGCACUUCGGCCAAAUUGUCAGGCAGGAGAAGGAGUAUCUGGGCAAUCUCGCAUCUCGCAUUGCCGCUCUUCGACCCCAUAUCGUCCUUGUCGAGAAGUCUGUCUCCAGGCUUGCUUUGGACGCCCUUGCAAUGCAUAACAUUGCCGUUGCUCGUACGGUGAAGCCCUCAGCAAUCCAAACAAUUGCGCGCAUGACACAAGGAGACGUCUUCUCGUCGAUGGACAAGUUGGCUUUGGAACCUCGACUUGGCCAUUGUGCUCGGUAUUCCAUUCAAACGUACGACCACCCGUUGAUUCCUGGUCGCCGCAAGACCUACAUGCGGUUCGAGGGCUGCAACCGCGACAUGGGCUGCACCAUCAUAUUGAGAGGGGCCGACAUUGAUACUCUACGGCGCGUCAAGAAGGUCACUCGUUUCCUAACGUUUAUUGUCAGGAAUUUAAAGCUUGAGACCCACCUGUGGAAAGAUUCUGUGAUCAGCCUUCCUUUGCUCAACUCCCAAGCAAUACCAUCGUCUGGGACUCGUCAGAACAAACUCAGCCUCUCGGCAACUUCCCUUUUAAUGCCCUAUUCGAGUUCCUCAACGCAGAAACUUUUUGUUCCUAGUGUUUCUAGAUCAGGUUCAGUCAAUUCUCUGUCCGAGUCACCGACUUCAGCCGAAAAAGACAGUGAUGAAGACCUUCCUAACGAGGAUGCAGAGCAGCUUCGCCUCACUCGGAGGAUUGAUGAAUCACUUGAACCGUAUACUAGGACAUUUAUCUCUGUUUCUGCCACCUUGCGGUUCCCUCCUCCUUAUCCUAUUAGGCGGAUGAAGGAGUUGGAUGACAUGCUGCUAGAAGCCAAACGGCUCUGGGAGGAUGAAAUUGUUCGCCGGGAAGAGCACACUCAGUCUAUGCACAAGCAAGAGGAAACCAUUACGCCUACUACGGCGGAUGUCCAGUCUUCCGAACUACGACUCACCAUUGAACCGGACGACAUCGCUGCUCAAAUAGAAGCGUUGCCAGUUCUGAAUUUGCCGACAACUCCCUUACCUCAAGAGGGCUUCCCAACCACCAGCUCGCUAGAAGGAGGCACCUCAUAUUUUACCCUCAACCCGCAGCCUUCCUACCCCAUCUCGCCCAUGCCCUUAAGUGUAAUUGUUCCUCGUGAAGAGCGUGACCCUAAGAAGACCGCAGAUGACAUUCGCCACCAAAGCCACUAUACCCUAAUAAAGUGGCAGCAUGAAGAAUUCAGGCGUAUCUGGGAGUGGUAUCUUCGCAAAAAUCCCGACGAUUUUGUUGUCGAAAAGUACCAGUGCAUCCACCUCCGAGAAUAUACAGUCCCAGGCCCCGACAUGGGUCAACAUCGGCCAUGUUUCGAGCCAACACUACGAUAUGUCAAAUUCUAUGGCGAAAACGACAUGACUCUUGGUCAGUUCAUCGAGAGAUCCGUAACCGAUACUCUUGUUCAAUUCUUGGAUCCCAAAGCUAUUUGCACCGGCAAGGGUUGUGACCAGCCCCUUGCUCGUCACUGCAAGGUUUAUGUCCACAAUGAGUCCAAAAUUUUUGUUGCUGUCGAGCAGUGGGAUGGUCAAAUCAUUGGUCGUGCAUUCCAUCCUUCACCUGAUCUUGUCACCACCUGGAGCGCUUGCCGUGUGUGUGGGUCCGCGACACCUUUCAUCCCUGUUUCCGAAGAGAUGCAGCGCUACUCGUUCGCAAAAUUCUUGGAGCUUCAUUUCUAUCCGGCAGAUGUUAAGUUAGUUCAGGGAGCAGGUUGCCAACACAACAUCUACCAGCACCACAUUCGAUACUUUGCAUCCAAGGGCAUGACUGUGCGUUUCCAGACAGAUCCUAUUGUCUUGCAAGAAAUUAUAUAUCCCCCCUUCCGAAUCCGAGUUCGCCCCGAAGCACAGCUGGAGCUCAAGAACGCGGACUUCGACAGGCUGCAUCAUUGCAACAUGCUCUGGUAUACGGGCCUAAUUGACGAUUUAAAGUUAAUUAUCAUUGACGCAGCAACAGGCGACCAGGAGACAGAUGCACAACUUUUGGCAGAUAUCAACACCCUUAUCACCAGAGCUGAAACAGAACGGGAGGAUAUCACCAGACUCAUAAAUCAGAUAUAUAGAGACUCACUGCCGACUGACACCUUAGCGCUGAACCAGGUCCAUGCUUAUCGACAGGAUAAGAUUGUGGCCUGGCAAGCGGAUUUCGAUAGACUGCCCAAACCUCGACCAGUGCAGACCCUCAGUCGGAACAGCAAACGAUCUUCAGCUUUUGGAUCUGUUCGUGCCAUGUGGCCCAGGAGAUACGAUCUGGCCGGUGCAUUUGAGAGUCCCCAUUUACCGUCUUCCAGCGUGUCAGAAGCAGAAGAAGGGCCUCUCAAGCAAAAGAGGGUGGUAACUGGAGACUCUAUAGCGUCGUCUGCAUCAGAAGCGUCCGAGCCAGAGACGGGACCAGAAACAGAAGAGAGAACGGACAAACGCUCCAGCAAUGUCGAUGAUUCACGAUCCCCCGAACCAGAGGGUUCCAAACCGCCUUCUGAAUCGAUGCAAACGACACCCAGCGAUGUGCAACCAAAGUCAGACGCCGAUAGCGAUUCCACAAUUGGCGCCGCUCGCGAGGAUGUUGGUCCCAAAGUACCUAUUCCGGUGCAAGGAACAGAACCCACUGCUGAAGAUACCGCUGCCAGGGCCUCCCGAUUACCGCGGCGAGCACAAAAUUUGACCGUCGCUGAGCUUGUGAAGAAAUAUCAAGACUUCCUCCCUGCGCAAGGGGUGCAAGAUCUGGCGCAGACUGCGUUCGGUCCACGCCCAGUCAUGUCCGAGAGUGAGCAAGAAUAUCCUUCACAGGUCACUCUUCGACCUGCAACUCGUGGCAAGAGUCGCCAUCGUAUUCCCAUCCGAAAGCCCUCUACUUCCGAUUUCGAGCAAGGUUAUGCCGCAAACGUGGCACCUCGGUACUUGUCCAACUCGCGAAAAUCCCUCGCGACUGCCACGGGUAGCCGCAUCCCUGGCCCAAAGGGAAUAGGUGCCCUCGAAUCGCAGCAGUCGUCGAGGCGGCCUUCACCAGAGAAACGCCCUGUCUAUAGUGAAGGUGGAAGAGAAGUUCGAUUCAGUCGUCCGGCUUCUCCUCAUGGAAGCAGGUUCCCGAACAAUAACAAGCAAACUAAGCCUCGAGUCGUUAGUCGAUCCAAGGAUAAGGUUGUACCACGGCCUCCUUCAACUACCGGCAGCAAAUUAGCUGCCCGACGCCCACCAUCAGUAACCGGCGGCAAGGUUUCUAACAUGGCAAAACAUUAUGAACGGCUUGGCCGCGAUGCAGAACGACAAAAGAGUCGAUACGCCGUCAUUAGGGGAAAACGCGCUCGUCCUGUCGCUUCUGCUCGGGCAAAAGUGGAGGUCCUCGACAGUCUUAAAGACGCCAUCGCGGAUGAUUCUGAAUCCUCCAAUUCCUCAAGUGAAGCUGAUGACGAAGAUGAGGGUAUAGACGAAGAAAGACCAGUUGGACUAAAGAUUCGACCGCAACUACCGACAUUAGAUCUCCCUCCCCCGGACCCCGUCCCACAAACUGCGCCACCUACUGAAUCAUUUCCCGAGAUUGAACACUACCAGCCUUCCUCUCAGGAAGAGGAACCCUCCACAGCACAUCUCCCACCGCCUGGCCAGAUAUCCUUACCGUCAUCCCCUUUCUUGGCCUCUAUGAAGGCGAAACAAGAAAUGGCGCUCACCCCACCUGCGUCAGACAUCGAAGCAGGUGGGAUUGAAAGGAACUCUAUUCUCAAAGCGUUGUCAGGGUUUUGGCCCCAACCUACUCGUCACGCUCCUGAGGACGACGCGAUGAGCGAUCCUGAGCACAUCUUCCGCGAUUCCUCAAUGGUAGUCCGCCUCGAUGAACCUACAUCCAUUAUUGCUUUAGCCCUGAAUUCUCCGCAAUACCGCGAGAUGCUGGCGAGAUCUCGAGCAGAAAAGAAAACCGCGCGGGAAGCAAAACUCACAGAAGGAGAAGUUUUCAUGCCGGAUGAUCGAUCGAUUGCAGAUUCGACGUCUACUUGGGGUGUGGUCAAUCUAGACUCCGUCGAUUCUACGGACCCUGCCGACGAUUUACUCGUUCCGUCUUCUAAGCUGCCAUGGGCGAUAACUUUCGAAAGCGGAGGAUUGACCAUUAGCUGUACUGUGCUCUACCCGGAACAUUUUGAUGCAUUACGAAGGACGUACGAUUGCGAGAAGAGCAUGGUAGAGUCUUUGUCAAGAUGCGUUAAAUGGAAUGCCAGCGGUGGAAAAUCUGGUUCAGCCUUCCUUAAAACGAGAGAUGAUCGAUUCAUAGCCAAAGAGUUAUCCAAGCCAGAAUUGCAGACAAUGGAGACAUUUGCGCCUGCCUAUUUUGACUAUAUGUCCUCGUCAGUCAAUGCCAAUCGACCAACCCUGCUAGCCAAAGUCUUCGGAUGUUACAAAUUAACGUUCAGGAAAACUGGAAAAGAGAGAGGAUCCAGCAAGUCCAAGUCCAUGCAAAUGAAUCUGGUCGUUAUGGAGAAUCUCUUCUAUGACAGACGUUUCUCUAGAAUCUACGAUCUGAAAGGGUCAACAAGGAAUCGCCACGUGCAAUCGACCGGCAGAGAAAACGAAGUUCUGCUUGAUGAAAAUCUUGCAGAAACUGCUCACCUGAACCCUCUCCACCUUCACGAGCACUCGAAACGCAUUCUACGUGGUGCUCUCUACAAUGAUAGCAAGUUUCUGGCAGAUAUCAAUGUCAUGGAUUACUCCUUGGUUUGUGGGGUUGAUAUUGUGAAGAACGAACUUGUUGUCGGAAUCGUGGAUUACAUCCGGACUUACACGUGGGACAAAAAGCUAGAGAGUUGGGUCAAGGAAUCUGCCUUCUUGGGUGGUGCUGGGCGAGGCGAACCUACCAUUGUAACCCCAAAGCAAUAUCGACAGCGGUUCCUUGCCGCUAUGGAUCGCUACUUCCCCCUGGUGCCAGACCGAUGGAUGAAACAGGUUGAAGCCCCCGAGGAAGAUUCUACUGUCCUGUCUGAACUGUGGCCAGACUGGUGA